Archocentrus centrarchus (flier cichlid) is the source of this 3092-nucleotide messenger RNA. It is a transcript of the gene fbxo30b, whose product is annotated as F-box protein 30b. Bases 246 to 2516 code for a protein of 756 amino acids. Lineage: Eukaryota; Metazoa; Chordata; Actinopteri; Cichliformes; Cichlidae. The record is from RefSeq and is a predicted model, not a curated record. The transcript has 3 exons. Gene Ontology annotation, molecular function: protein binding; ubiquitin protein ligase activity; zinc ion binding.
AGCAACCAAGCUUGCAGCAUUGGAGUCGUUAUAGACGACUGUACACGACAGUAAAAGCUUCUUGUUGUUUUUUGCUCUUGUUUUAAGUAAACUUGGCUAGGAACAUGAAGUAGUCACGCUGCGUCUUUGUUGUCAGCGUACGAGCUUUAUGUGGGUCGCGCAUUAGAGAAUAGCUCGAUAAACUGGAGCUGGUAAAAAAGGCUGUGGAUCUUCUCCCAGAGUCACUCCCCCACUUUGCUUUGAAGAUGGAGGAGGACCAUGUUCACUGCACAAACUGUUUUACCCAGAGAUGCAUGGUCAAACCUGAACCAGGAGUUUCUUGUGAUCUUAUAACGUGUCCUUUGGUUUGUGGGGCUGUAUUUCACUCCUGCAAAGUGGAUGAGCAUCAACUUAUGUGCCCAUUGAUGAGGGUUCCUUGCCUAAACAGUGGAUAUGGCUGUCCUGCCACCCUGGUGAGCAACCACAUGUAUGCUCACCUGGAAGUGUGUCCAGCUGGAGUUGUGUGCUGCACUAUGGAGUGGAACAGAUGGCCUGUUAGCUGCCUGGACUACACUUCCUAUGAAAGCCUAAGCCGUGGGGUGGAGGAGGUGGAGCAGCUGGACAUGGCACUUGCCCUUCAGGACCAGCGUACGCUACUGGAAUCCCUCAAGGUGAUUGCCAUGGCACCUACCACUCAAGGAGAGCCACUUGUCAGUGUUAGUAAAGAGAGCAGAGCAACACACUCCACUUUGCAAAUAUGUGCUCCUAAGGCCUCCUCAUUUAUUCAGUCACCUUCCCAGCUGCCAGCCACUCAUCAAGCACAACCACCCCCACCAGGCUCAGCAAAGGAGAAAAUUUUCAAUGGAAUUAAUGGCUUGAAUGAGGAGCACUUUGGUAAAUUGUAUGAGGCCACAGUUGAGACUGCAAGAAGCUUAGCUGCUGCUUUAGACUUUGUUAGCAGUGCCAGCUCUGGUGAAAGCAGUACACAGUGUGUGAACAAAGACGCUGCUAUACAGAAAAGUAGAUUGAGCAACAAUGGAGACUUUCAGAAUGGACUGGAAGACGAAACACUUGUAGCUUCAGAUGGUUUGCAUAAAAGCAACAUUAAGGAGGAAAGGGUUUGUUCGAGCUGUUUGAGUGAAAAUGGGUCUCUAAAAGAAACAGAUGUAAUGAUUGUAAAUACAACCAAUGGACCAUUUUUAGGGGCAACUGAGGCCUGUGUAGAGGCGGCCUGUCCUAUUGAAGUGCAAGAUAACUUGAAUGCUGGUGGUUCUCAAGAAUCGGUGACCCAUCAGAUGACCUCUCCACUUCAUGUCAGACAGGCUGUGGCACAGAGGGCUGGUCAUGUUGUCCUGAAAGAUAGAGGGCUUUUUCUUUCAGAAAACCAUGGAGCUGAGAGGAAGUUUCACAACUACCAGACCUUUAGGGGCCCAUUUUCUAAUGGACAAGUGGGUAUUACGCCAGACAGGUCAUUGUGUAGGUUGCAACCCAUAAUGGAGGACAAGGCAGUGGAUACCUCAGAUCUGGAGCAGGAUGAUGACCCCAUGGGUUUAGGAGAGAUAGAUCUGAUUACAGCAGCCCUGCUCUUCUGUUUAGAGGAGUCUAGAGAGUGCAGAAGGAUCUCUGAUACAGUCUAUAUUGAUGGUUACCAUGUUAACUUUGGCACGCAGACUUUCACCUUUCCUGCUGCAAUCUUAGUAACUAACACUAGAGUGGGUGACAUGGCCUCUGCUUCUGCCUGUGACCAUGCUGCCCCACAGCUCUCCUACCCCAGCCCUUUCCGUACCCUCCGCCUAGGUCUAGUUCUGGAAGCUCUGGAGGUCGAGGCAGUCCCCCAUAACCGUUACCUCCCUCCUAACCCCCGCUACCAGCAUAUGUUCCCCUUUGUCUGUGGUCAGUCAUUUCGGCGGGACCAGUUUUCUUCCCAUUUCACAAAUGUCCAUGGUGACAUUCAUGCCGGUCUCAAUGGUUGGAUGGAGCAACGCUGCCCCCUAGCAUAUUAUGGCUGCACAUUUUCCCAGAGGAGGUUUUAUCCAUCUGUCCAGGGAGCAAAGGUGAUUCAUGAUAGACACCUCAAGUCCUUCGGAGUCCAACCUUGCCCAAAAGCCAAACUUCCAGGUGACUCCCAGUCUGACCAAUUUAGCGGGCUCCCUAUUGAGAUACUGUGGCACAUAGCUGGAUUCCUGGAUAGUUUCAGCUUGUGCCAGUUGUCAUUGGUAUCACGGACUAUGAGGGAGGUAUGUGCCAGUCUCCUUCAGACCAGGGGCAUAGUGGAGCUGCAAUGGGAGCGAAGACAAAGUCCUGGUGCUCAUGGCACUGUGUCAUGGCAGACCAAAAAUAAAGUGUGGAGAUUCAGCACUGCCUUCAGCCCGGUGUUGUCAUGGGGUUUCACUGAUAUCCCCAGCAUGUCGAACCAUCUUAAGAAGUGCCACUUCAACACAGUGGAGCACAAGACCGAGCCCGUACCCCUUCCUGCCAUGUGCACAGCACGAGAUGGGCACUCACUCCGUCGCGUCCUACGCCAUGUUAACAUUUGACUAAACACGGCUGACCUGUCAAAGCUGCAUGAGAUUCACUGUCAUAUUAUGUGAAUGUUGCAACUAAAAAAAUUUAUUUCUUCCUGUAUUACACUAGAUUAUGAAGAAGCCUUAAAGAAAACCCACUUCACUUGCCAGGUCUGUUGCUGUGUGUGUGGUCUCUAUGCAGAGAGAAAUAAAACAAGCAUUUCACUUUGCAUGGAUAAGAUCGAAAAUGUGCACUUAUUCUGUUAAGAUUAACUAUAUUUUCUUGAGUACAGAUACACACAGUGGAUUUAUAUUCUAUGUGAUAUGGUAUCUAUAUGAACAAGAAUUUAAAUGUUUUCACACUCUUGCCUUUCAGUAGUAGCCAUGGGGAAAAUGCAGAUUGUUGGUUAAAUUGCAUCAUUUCUGUGUGUCAGAAGGUAUGCCAGCACUUUACGUAAUAUUUGCUAUUCCCUCCUCAGUGACCCUAAAUGAUGUAUCACUGAUCUUUUCAGAAGGAGUCAACCCAGUGCAAAUUUGUUGUCUGGGUGUGUAGUAUGUCAGGAUGUGAGUAUAAGCAGAUGGAUAACAUAACAAUGCAUGUGCUUUAAU